Dunckerocampus dactyliophorus (ringed pipefish) is the source of this 11329-nucleotide messenger RNA. It is a transcript of the gene shisa9a, whose product is annotated as shisa family member 9a. Gene Ontology annotation, biological process: regulation of short-term neuronal synaptic plasticity; regulation of AMPA receptor activity. Gene Ontology annotation, cellular component: postsynaptic density; postsynaptic membrane; AMPA glutamate receptor complex. Lineage: Eukaryota; Metazoa; Chordata; Actinopteri; Syngnathiformes; Syngnathidae. The transcript is spliced from 4 exons. The record is from RefSeq and is a predicted model, not a curated record. The coding region runs from base 288 to 2000 and encodes 570 amino acids.
CUCCUCCGUGCUGCAUGCGUCUCUGCGUACUCUUGUGCGUAAGAGCGCGCGAUAGAUGCGUAAAGUGCAGCACGCUUGCAAAAACAACAACAACCCAAAACACCCAAACCACCUAAGAGAAAGCAUACAGAGCAGCUAGUGCUUUAGAUGAUGUUAGUAAAGAUGUUCAUCAGCUCUGAUGAAGGCGCGUUGCUGUUUGGGUGCAUGUUUCUGGACUUUCCAGCAUGGCAUGACCGCCGCUCCUCUCCGAGCGUUUUUGCGUGAAGUUCAACGGAGGAGGAAGCACAAUGAGGGGGACAUCCUUUCUCCUCGGCUUCCUGCUGCUCAAAGUUACCGCUCUGCUGUGCACGGCUGACGGGGAGCCGGGCUUGCUCGGGGGCUUCGUGAUGAUCGCCACCUCCAACGGCUCCAGAGAGGAGGAGAGCGUGUCUGAGGAGACCCCGCACAUCGAAGACAAAUGUUGGGGUUACUACGACGUGAUGGGCCAAUGGGACCCUUCGUUCGUGUGCAAAACGGGUAAUUAUUUGUAUUGCUGCGGCACCUGUGGCUUCCGCUUCUGCUGCUCUUACAAGCACUCUCGCCUGGAUCAGAGCACCUGUAAAAAUUAUGACACCCCAUUGUGGAUGAAGACCGGACAGACGCCUUACAAGAAAAACAGAAACAAGAUGCACGACAGCACCAAAGACAAGACCAACUUAAUUGUUUACAUUAUAUGUGGAGUUGUGGCCAUUAUGGCCCUUGUGGGGAUUUUCACUAAAUUGGGACUGGAAAAGGCGCACCGUCCUCAGAGAGAGAACAUGUCCAGGGCCGUGGCCAGCGUGCUGCAGGGCGGGUGUCCAAGUGAGCAGUACCGGGGAGAGGAGGCCCUAGGCAUGCAUUCUAAGCACUAUGUUUCCAGGGCGACGAACCUCCAGGGCGGUCAGAUCAACAACAACGUGGGACAGGCAUCAAACAUGGUCCAACAGCACCCUUAUCCUGCUCUCGGUCAGCUGGCUCAUGUGUAUGAACAUCAACAACAACAACAACAACAACAGCAGCAGCAGCAGCAGCAGCAGCAGCAGCAGCAGCAGCAGCAGCAGCAACAACAGCAGCAGCAGCAGCAUCAAAACAAGGAUCUCAACAAGUACGCCUCCCUGAAGGCUGUGGCUGCCAAAUUCAACGGAGAACUCUACAACAAGCGCAGGCUGAUGGUGGAGCUGCCAACAAAAGGUGGUCUUCCGCUCCAGCCUAUAGGCAACUCCAGACCCUCCAUGGCUAACAUGUCGUCAAUGACCGCCAACCUUCCUAUUGCUUCUAACCCCAUGGCUUCACACUCCAUGAACCCCACAAUGAACCAGAUGCCCUCCAUGACACCUUUGACAUCUAUGACACCCAUGACUUCUAUGACUCCCAUGACAUCCCUUACCCCAAUGGCCUCUAUAACUCCUAUGACCUCAUUGGGCCCACUGGCCCCAGAGCCGGUGGCAACUUAUAUUACUGAGAUGCCCAGAGUCUCCUCCGUCUCGACUCUCCCGACAGAACGGCGUGGAGCUGGAGUCGGAUCGUUGAAGCCCAACGGUCAGAAACCUAAAAGCAACCACGGCCAUGUUGCCUACAGCUCUCACAGUGCCCACACUCACCUUCACAGCCACAGUAGCAAGCCGCCAGGACUGGGAACUACAUCCCUGGCACACAUGGGGGGUACAAUGCCAGGCGGCACAUCCUUGGGCAUCUCCAGGGUUGCCGAGACCCCAAUUGGCUCCAGCUUUGCAACAAUGGGGCGCCCACUGGCGUACAGUUCUAACACCAUCGCGGCUGGGCACGGGGUAGGUAUGGGGCUAAGGGGAUGGGAUGGGACAGAGACAGUUGGCCGGAGGAAGACCUAUGGCCACAAGAGGCCUCAGUGUACGGUGCUGGAGCCUAACCAGCUCCAUGGCACCAGAGGUCAUAGCCACAGCCAACACUUCCUCCCCACACAGCCCUACUUUGUGACCAACAGCAAGACAGAGGUGACUGUGUGAGACAAGCAGAAGAAGGGCAAAGAAUGCAUGGCGAAAUAAGUGUAUACACCAACACCAGAGUUGGCCAUAGGCACAGGUCUGUUUGUUUGAAGCUGAAGCUCAUCGGUACUGGUAAAUGAUGUUCACAACUUUGUGAUGCGAUAGCGACACCAUGUCUGAUUGAUCCCUUUUUUUUUUACACAAAGAGAUUCCAUCAAAUCACAUCAACCACUGAACAUCUCACGGAUGUCUGAUGUCAGUGGUCAGAUUGGUAACAUCAUAAUAGCCUAACAAUGUCAAGUUGUUGAAGAUGUGUCUCAGAGCUACAUGAGCAUUGAAAUGCAAAGAAAAUGGAUGGGAACCAAACCCAUGAAGCAAUAUAGGGGAUCCAGCACCCAGACAUUGCUUGCAAAGUCAAAUUGAUAGCCCCAGUGUCUGCUAAGCAAGAUUCAAAUGGUUGAAGUACUAACAUUCCAGUAUGUCUUACCCCCAAAAUGUUUUGAUGUGUUGAAACUGACAAAAGACAAGGGCUCGGGCUUUGGACUGCACGCAUAAGGGGUUUUGUAGAUGCCUCCUCAUAAGCUUUGCAACUCAAGGUUGCCCAUCUCAGCUCCAGGACAGUUGAUGGGUGACUGAAAAGCAGCUCUUGUCUGCACGGUGACAGGUAGGGCAGAGACGCAGCAUCCAGUUGCUGCUGCUGCUGCAGCAGCAUGAUUCUUCCAUAGUGCACAUAUUGAUAUACAUGCAGGAACCAAAUUGGAAAAAACACAGAGAAACGUACACUGUAGAAAUGUCAGUCAUCCCAACUUGAUACUUUUAUGCUUUGUUUGGUUUGUUUGCUUAUGUGAUUUGUGCACAUGUGUUAUAUAUUCAAUUAAAUCUCCAAUGGAAAAUGUAAAUACGAGUUUUUUAAGAAGUUGACUGGUAUGCAUUGAGGUUUAAGCUACUCUCUUUAGACUCAAUUCAAAUCAUACAUAAACAAAUAAAAAGGGGUUUGUUGCUGCUGUCAUAACGGGGAUUUUAAAUAACUGGUACUGGAUCAAUCAUUUUAUUAAAUAUGUUUUAUGACUCACCAGACACUAUACACAGCAAUGAUAGAGAAACUAGGCUCGAUUAGAUCACACGCUGACUCAAAAACAUCACUUUUUCAAUCAUUUUGGAGUGUUCAGUCAAAUUAAAUAUCCAUGCAUGCAAUGUGCACUUAAAAUAUAGUUGAAGUAGACUGUUAUAGAGAGAGUCAGUCAGGAUGUGCCGUGAGUGGAGAGUGGAUGUUUGUCACACAUACACACUGCCAAUUUUCAAGUAUGAGACAAACAGAAAAUCUGAAGACAAGACUUACGAGACCGAGAUACAUAAAACAGUGGGACCUUGGAGACACACCAAAAUAUUAACACAAAACACAUUUUAUCGAGAGUAAUCAUAGUUUUACAUGCAGAAAACACAGCAAAAUACAUAUGCACGAAUGAAAUGGCUACAUGAACAUUUAACAUCACUUUUACCUUCAUUUAAGACUUAUUGGUGAGCAUAGCGAUGAGUGAAGGAACAUUUACAUUACAAACCGGUUCCGUUCAUUUGGCGUUAUGGUGGGUUCUUGUGCAGCCGUCAUAAAAGAAAAAGCACACAGAACACUUAUGGGCUCCAUUCAUUUACAAUGGAACCUUUGCAACAGGGAUAUUAUCGAGUCUCCGUCCUACCUAGCGACACGUGAAAUUCGUGCAUGUUAAAUUUUGUGCUCGUGCAUUCUCAGAGAGUUUUCAUUGUUGUCACCCAGACAAGGAUCAGUCAGCAGCAGUUUCAUUGACCGACCGAUGAGCAGACUGGAUGCUAUUCAGUACUCUCUUGCAAGUAAACAUGGAGGAAGAAUACUUGCCGUGUCCGAUUUCCUCGAUUUAUUUGACAAUCCUAAUAAGAAUAGAGAGAUAUAAACAAAAAAAGCAGCUGCAUGGGAACUUGUUGGCGCCAGAGAAGACAUAUCAGGUACAUUUACAUUAGUUUACAUUUAUGUAAGUUUAUCUUAUACUAGCAAGAGUACUCGAUCAACACGGGCCACUUAUUCUCCUCUAAACUACUUUGAUACCCCAAAAUUACCUCCAAAUCUGACAGCCAAUCAAAAUCGUGGGAGACUUGUACUUCACUCUGGAUGUGAGCAUGUCGCUCCUCGGUGUCGCUAGUCACAGCCACUUGUUGCCUCCUGCGUGCAAGGUUUUGUACGCGUUGACGAUGAGUUUCGCCAAUCACCGCCAUUUGUCGCCUCCCGUGUGUGGAGCCCAUUACAAAUACGCAGUGUGCUUGAAUGCCUCAUCACCGCUUGGCGCUUAUCAGACAGAUAGAAAGGACACAGAUAUGGAGUUAGGUAUUGUUCUGUGCGUAUUCCAUGAGAAAAUUAACCUCACAGACACACAUAAUAAAGGUGAUUAAAGGAUUCCCUGAGCGGAAUCUGUCUAUAGGAUACCAAAUCUAAAAGAACCAACCGUUUGCCCAAGACCGAGGCAUAUUUUUGACAAUACUUUUCGUGGAAAACUGAACUGUAUGAAAACAUUUUCAAAUUUUUUUCAUCUCCUUUAGGUAAUUGCUACUCCAGACUUUUUCAGACCAAAUGACAGAAAUGAAGGUCAUCGUUUGCUUUGGAUGUUGUCUGGCCCAAUUGUCUUCAUCCAGAAAGCCGGAAAAGUUGAAAUGUAAAUCCCCUUGCCAACUGUGAUUGCUUCAGCCUGAAAGAAAAAGCAGCCACUGGAAUAAUUGUAAAGCGGGCAAAGCAGUGGAAGCGAUUGCUUAAAAGAAAUAAAAAAAAUUGUCAUCCCUCGCCAUACCCAAAAUAAACAAGAAGCACAACUGGAAUUGGUUGACGAGUUAUGGUUGAUAGGGUCACGGCCACGGAUGAAUUGGCUCAGGAGGCAGUCACGUUGCCAUCAGACAGUCAGUCAGACAAAAAAGGUCACAGAAAACACAAAAGAACACAGGUUUGUACGCAUGGCUUUGCAGAAAAAAUGCUUAGUGCCAUUUGGAACUUAGCAAUCUGGUGUUUGUGUAUGACCGUUACUUGCAAGCUAUGAAAAUACAAGAUGGUUGUUUACUGUUAACAUGACUAGAGAACACUGGCUAUCUCUUGUUUUUGUGUUCAUAUGUAGUGGAAUUUCUAAAGGUAGAGCAAAAACAGCUCUGGGAUGCUGUUCAACCUUCUGGUUUUCAAACAAUUUUCCCAGUCAGGUCAGUCUCAAACUGUCACCAUCAUAAAACUUGCCUGGCUAAAAAAAGGUCACUGCCGGGAUUCAACUCAGCACGUAAGUAAGAGCCUCGAUUACUGCAUGGGUGAUUAUGUUUCAGAUGGAUUCAGUUAUUUCACUCUAGCUGAAGCAGUGACUAGCUUCUCGUUUGUUAAGCAACCUGUCAUCUGUGUCAGAAAUGUCAAAUUAAAACAUUUAAAGAGAUUGCUGAAACUACUAAAAGUGGUCCAAGGUGUUAUUAAAAAGUGGACGGACUGAGCACUGGUCUGAAUCUCCCAUCAUCAAUACAAGAUCUUGGCAAGAAAUGAAUGCAACUCUGGACAGAAAUAAUUGUGACACUGCAGAAGCUUGGGGAAAAGAAUGUGUGCCAUAAUCAAAGCUAAAGGCGGUCCAACAAAAUGUGUAAUGAGUGUGUGACCUUUUUUUUUGUUCAGGCAGUGCAUUUCCAACAUGCACCUUCCGACGACCGAUUGAGAUAUAAAUGAAUAAUUAUACAGUUCGCUGUUUUUUCUUUGAUUCAACGGAAGUUAAUUGAAGAGCCAUUGACCCAAUUUGGUGAAUCUGAUCCAGAUUAGCGAGUGUAACGGUUCAUAGUCAAGCUUGAUCAGCACCCCAGACAGGAGGAGGAUUCAGGGCACUCAAAUAAGCAUGUAGACUGAAGUUUAUGAUGCUUUUUUUUUUUUUUUUUACAAAUGGCAAAAUUCACGCACAUUUUCAAGGGUCUCUGCAGCUCUUCCAUCUUCUUUACUACAGGAUGGAACUGAAUGUAAGACGGUAUUUUUUCACAACAAAACAGUCGGGUUGUCUUAUAAUUAAGACAGUUAUACAAGGUGGGCUAUGAAAAGGCAUAAUAAGGCGCAAAAGCUGCCCCGUCAUCUCCUUAAUGUAUGCGUACAUUUUUACUGUGAAGCCUUUGGUCCGAUGAAAAACUUUUUAAAAAUGUUUGGUCCAGACCAGCAAGUGUGAACGCAGCCUUACCAGACAACAGAAAAGUUAAGGUACUUGUAGAAUAAUGGUCAGCAACGAAACCGUUGAGCAGCUAAUCAAAUUAAUGAAAUUGUGUGAAUGAAAUAGAAUGUAACUGAUUGAAAAGCAUGACAAAUACAUUGAUGAUUUUGUCUUAAAAAAUAUUUUUCCAAAAUCGGGUCUUCAAAAAGAGGGGUCGUCUUACAUUCACGGUUGUCCUAUAUUCGGGUCAAUACUGUAUUACUUAAAAGACAUGAUUCUUUUUAAAAAAUAUGAUUAUGGUUUAUGAUAUGAUCAGCGGUUUCAAUGCUUUUUUGGGGGAUUUUUUCCCCGUUCAAAAAUCAUUCUGUCCAUCAUGUUGACAGCUAAAAAAUACUACUUUGCAAGCCCCGAUUGGCAAUGCUGUGUGCCAGUUUAUUAAGAAUGCUUCUCUCUGACCACCUCAACUCAAACAAAAUGAAGCACUGACUUGCACUGACACUUGGCUCCAAAAUAAAGUUCAUGCCAUUAUCUUUGCUGGUAGUCGCAACUGACAACCGGAGUGUCACUGCAGAAUGAUUAACAACAAAUUAACGUAUUGAUCCAUCACCAUUGGCGAUAGCAGUUUUUGAGUGCAGCAAUUAUUAUAAUAACACAUUUAGGCGAUUCAGUCUGUGUUGUUUGGACUAAACUGAUGAUGAGCAGGGACGAGUUCUUCGCUGUGUCAAAUCAAUAACAGGAUACGAGGAAAAGUAAACAGCGCGAGUGGCGGAUGAGUGCUAAAGAUUGGGGAGAAGCUAGGAGGCAAACACCUUGCAAACCCGCCCACCUUUUGUUUGCUUCCGAAGCACACACACUGACAAAUACCAACAAUGUGGCACAAAUCGACAAGCAGGAGAGGUAGGCCUUUAGCAUGGAUUCUAGCAGAAUACAAAACUGCUCUUGUGGGCCGGUUUCUUCUCUCUUGGAGAUCUCUAUUAGCCCACAGAGGAGCAUUCCCAUUUGCUUUGUUGUGCAGAACUGGACAAAACCACACUGCGGAACAUCCACAAGGCAUAUUCAAUAUAUUGGAGGACUAGAGGCUGGGGGGGAUUAGGAGCUCUCAUUGUGAUCUUUAAUUACCAAAACCUUAGGAAAUACUGAAUGGAGGCUGUCCUGCUGCAAAAGGGUCUCCACAAUGGCAGCACCAGACUGAAAAGGGACCCAAUGUCAACACCUGACUUGCAAGGAAGUUUUGAAUAAUUGAUACUGUACUGCUAGUGGUGCAAAGACACUAAGCUCAAUAGGGGAAGUUGGCAAUCUGACAUGACUGUUCUCACACACACACACACACAAGGGUGUAUUGAUGCAGCAGUUUAAAUUGUCCAUACAAUUAAGUUAAGAAGGAGUAUUUGGGCCAUGCACCGAAAAGGAAUUUUACAAGAAAACAGCUGUACAGCUGUACUGAACCUGCCAUAGGUUAAAAAAUCCUUUAUUAUCGCCCAUUCUCCUUAUGUCUCUGGCCCGUGUUGCCAGUAAAUGUGCAAGCAUUGGUUAGCUUCGAUUUUAGUAUCAAUGUCAACAACAGCCUAUGUGGACGUCAGUCAGCCAGUCUGAGUCCGAGUCUGAGUCAAGAUAAGCAGGUUCCACUGUAAUCAUCUUACAAGAAUAAAAUUGUAAAUGUAACAAGUCAAUGCAAACAACAGUUAAGAAAUGUUGCCAUACUGCCCUGUAUAUACACAACAUAAUCCCCUUAAAUCCUUGUUUAAAACAUUAUUAGACAAAUACACGAAGCCACUCAAAGAAGUGAUUUAAGCUUGUAUAGUUUUUUGCACUAAUGAUGGUGUUGAUGUGCCAAAACAUAAGACUAUUUCAUUGUUGGCGAAACAUACUAAAGGGUGUUCAAAGUGCGGCAUGUUGGCCACUUGCGGGUUUUAGCUCGUUUUUUAUUGGCACAAGUCUUAAAAUCAUUACAUUAAAAGAAAACGUUGUCAUGUUGAAUAUUAUAAGACAUGACAAUAAUACUAAUAAUUUGUUUGUUUUGCCAUUUAUAACACAAAAGCUGAGAUGUAGCCUGUUUUUUCAUCUUUAAAUAUGUUGCUUUGCAUAUUUGAUGUACACUGGGUUGGUUUUAGCGUGUUUUAGCGUGUUUAAUGGACAAAAGUUGAAGAAUAUCAAAAUGCAUCUUUUGGUUUUUCUUUAAGUGGUCUUUGGGGGACUUGGUGGUGACUUGCCACAACACUCAACAGUCUUCCCUCUGCUUAACAGAGGUAUACUUUUAUUUAAUACAAGAUUUUAUAAAAUACUUCAUUCCUCUAAAAUAAAAAAUAAAAAAUCUUAAUUAUGAUGUUUUUUUCUUGGAAAUUUAUUUUUUUCUUUCUUUCUUUCUUUGUAAUGUUAUAAAUUCAUUCUGAUAAAUUGAAAACCUUGUGGGUACUUCAUUUGCAUAAUUUAGAAUAUUCUAUUGUGCACAGUUAUGACUUUACUUGCGUAAUUUAUGACUUUCUUAUCAUACAAUGAUGGUUUUUUUUUCCUUUUUAAAACAGGAAAACAUUUUGGAAAAGAAAACAGUGGAGAAGAGUAUUAUGUAGAAAAAUGCAGCAGAGGUUUCAUGAUGCAAAAGUAAAAAAGAAAGUACACGAUACAAGGGGUAAUUCCAAAGGGCUCAAACAACUAUAAGUUAUGUUAAGCAGAGCACCAUUGUUUUUGUUUUUUUUGCAGACGUUUUCCCGCCUGUAUGAUCCAAAAAAAAAAAAAAAAAUCCCUACCCCACCAUGGCAUCCAAUGUGGGCUUUGUCAGCAAUGUUUACACGAUUGUAUAGCAUCCGUCUGUACAGUAUGCGCAAUGUUUUCACCAAUCCGGAGUUUUGUACUUCGGCAUUUAAAAAAAAAAAACGGAGGAAAUAUGUUAUUUAAUAUUUUUUGUCGAGUAAUAUGUGUUUACUCCUAUGAUGUUCUUCACGUGCAUUGUCAUCAAAAGCUAGGAGAUCAUUUCUGUGAGCAUAAACAGGACGACAACUGGUGGAAAAAUAGCCCCCGUUAUUGAACCCUGCAAUGUCCAGAGCCAAGGGAAUUCCCAUAACUGCAGCAGAAUCAAUAAGCUAUUUGUGGGAUGAUUACUAUCCACAAGCAAGCUAAUCUUUUUAUAUUCCAACUAACUGAUUGGCUCAUUUCAUGUGUUAACCUUACAUACACAGCUAUAGGAGAAUCAAUUUAUAUUUUUGAUGUCCAGACCAGUUUGUGAUAUUUAUGCAUACAGUAUGUGUAUAUGAAUACAUAUGGCCCAUGACACUGCAUUUAUGUGUGGCUAGUAAAAGUAUAUUUUCCAUGGUAGAAGACCAUCUCCCACUACUAGUAUUGUUUGCACAGUAGCUUAUAAUAUGCACCGUGAUGCCCCGUUGUCCUUUUACCAUUUACUGACUUUUUUUUUCUGUGAAAUUAAGCUAUGAGAAAAAUGUAUUUUGGUACUCUUCAAAUAUUGGUAGAAAAAGAGAUAGAGCUGACGUUUUGUCCGAAAAUAUACACUCCUGAUCAAAAUGUUAAGACCAGUUGGAAAAUUGCAAAAAUGUACAUGUUGCACUGUUGGAUCUUAAGGAGGUUGUAAGUAGAGCAAAUGCAAAAAGAUGAAAUGGGAAUGUGACAAGAAAAAAACAUUUAGGUAAGCAAUUUAUUGCAGACAAGCAUUCAAGAGAAAUAGGGUGCUCAUCAGAUGAUCAAAACUUUAAGAACAUGGAUGGCUAAAGAAAUAUUGAAGCUCCCUAAAAUAAAAAAAUAAAAUGUUCAAAAAAGGACUCAGUCAUGAGUAGCUGCACCAUUAUUCUUAAUCACCUCAAAAAUUGGUUUGGGCAUGCUUGAUGCCAGUGUUUCCAGGAGGCUAGUGGUAACAAUGCUCCAGGUGGUGGAGAUGGCUUCACGGAGGACAUACACUUUCUGAAACUGAUGUCCAUUUUUGUAAACUUCCUUUGCCAUUCAUCCCCAAAUGUUCUCAAUUGGAUUUAGAUCAGGGGGACACACAGGAUGGUCUGAAAGAGUGAGGUCAUACCCCUGGAAGAAGUCCUUUGUCAGGCGGGCAUUGUCCUGUUGAAAAAAACCAGUCAUUACCACACAGACAAGGGCCUUCAGUCACGAGGGAUGACCCCUGCAACAUCUCCACAUAGCCAGCUGACGUUUGACGCCCCUGCACAACCCGAAGCUCCAUUGUUUCAUUGAAGGAAAAAGAACCCCAGCUCAUAAUGGCGCCCCUCCACUGUGCCGUGUGGAAAAACAUCUCAGGUGGGAUCUCCUUGUCAUGCCAGUAAGAUUGGAAGCCAUCAGGACAUUUUUUCUCAUCUGAGGAUAAAACUUUCUUCCACCUUUCUGUGUUCCAUGUUUGGUGCUCUCAUGCACAUUAAAAACCGUCAGUUUUGUGGUGUUGAAGGAGACGAGGCCUUUGAAGAUGUUUUUUGUUCUUAAAAGCCUUCUUUUGCUGACAGUUAUUGGACUGCACUCGAUGCCAGUAACAACCUUCUUGACAGACAGACAAUCGGAUCAACCGGCUCAUUUUGGCUAUACCACUUGACUAUUUUGUUCCAUGACACUCAGGAUCUUCGAAGAAGUUUCAAAUGCCUGUCUUACUGCGUCCAACCUCAGCAGCAAUGGCGCGCUGAGAGAGGCCUUGAUAAUGCAGCUCAACAAUCCACAUUGAAAGAGAGAAAGCUUUUUUUGCCAUUCACGACAGAGAGAUCAUGACAGUGUGGAUACCUGACCGAAAAUCACAUUGAAUCCACAUUUUUUGACAAGAUUUUGGCUUUUAAAGGCUGUGGUCUUAAACAUUUUGUCUCACUCCCAUUUUUACUUUUUACAUUUUGCAGCUUUUACUUAGAAUCUCCUUAUGAUCCAACAGUGCAAAAUUCUUUAUUGUAUUAUUUAUUGUAUUGAAUUCAACUGGUCUUCAAAUUUUGAUCAAGAGCGUGUGUAUUACCAUAGUGUUGCUAUGAAGUAUUUUUUUUUCCUUUUAUGAGGGGGCUAUUUGGGUAAUCUUUUGGUUGAUGAUAUGCCAUCUGACAAUAUAUCACUAUUGUUCUAUAUACAACUUUCUUACGUGGCAAUAAAAUGAAGACUUCUGUAAAAAUCAGCUGUCUUUUCCUUCUUUUUAUUCCAGUUAGUUGCUGCCUUUCUACUUUGUCUCUUCCUUAUUCACAGAUCCAAUACAAGAGUUAGCCA